Orussus abietinus is the source of this 7143-nucleotide messenger RNA. Its product is annotated as sodium/potassium/calcium exchanger 3. The transcript has 6 exons. Gene Ontology annotation, molecular function: calcium channel activity; calcium, potassium:sodium antiporter activity. Gene Ontology annotation, cellular component: membrane. Gene Ontology annotation, biological process: calcium ion transmembrane transport; intracellular calcium ion homeostasis. NCBI's taxonomy places the organism in Eukaryota, Metazoa, Arthropoda, Insecta, Hymenoptera, Orussidae. The record is from RefSeq and is a predicted model, not a curated record. The coding region runs from base 93 to 1676 and encodes 527 amino acids.
UUGGAGCUUCUGAUGAGACAGUUUGGCCUGUCUCAUCGGGAGCUUCGCUGCUGUUUCUCGGACCUCGAUUUUCGAUCUUCCAUCUUUUGGCAAUGGAUCACAGACUCCGCAAGCUCAUCUCGUUCUUCAUCCUGGUCCUCUCCUCGAGCUUGAACAGCGGAAGUGUCCUUUUCGGUCGCGAUGACACAUUCAGAUCCGUCAAAACGUCAUCGACGGGAGACAGCAGCCAUCUUCCCGAGAGCGUCUACGCUUUCCGCUCCGAAAACGCGUCGGUCCAAGAAAAUUGCACCGACCGAUCCAUCAACGAUUUCCCGAAAGACCUGUUCACCUACGAGCAGAGGAAACACGGAGCCGUGUUGCUGCACACGAUUUUUGGACUGUAUUGUUUCGUGCUGACCGCACUUGUCUGCAACGACUACUUGCUGCCAGCGAUGGACCUCAUCUGCGCAGACCUGAAGAUCAGCAUGGACGUCGCUGGGGCGACAUUUCUGGCCACUGCGAGUUGCUUCCCAGAGCUCUUCGUCAACGUUGUCGGCACUUUCCUGACGGAAUCCGACCUGGGAGUCGGAGCCGUCCUAGGAGGCGCCGUUUUCAACACCUUCGCGACGCCGGCUUGCGGCGCUUUAUCGGCGGCUCAGGGAAUUCAACUGGACUGGAGCAUCCUGUCGAGGGACUGCGUGAUCUACAUAAUGUCGGUCAGUGUUUUGGCGGUGAUAAUGUGGGACGGACUCGUCACCUGGUACGAGUCCAUGAUUCUGAUGAUCAUGUUCACCAGCUACUUCACGCUCCUCUUCUUCAACGAAAGGCUGAUCAGGUGGGCCAACAAGCUGAUUGCGACCUUCUCCAAAAGAAGCCAGCUGAACGAUACCAGGCGGGAGCCCCCUCCAGAAGAUAAGACCGACCCCAUGCCGUUCGGCACCUACAGGCCGUACUUUCACGGGGAAUUGAUGAUAGAGUACAGGAACAGCAUCUCAAAAGCUGGAGGCAAAAUCCCCAAUGGGACGGCUCGCCCUGACGAGCACCUCGAAAAACUGGAGUACGUGGAACCAAGCACUCCAUUUACGUGGCCUGGUGGAUCCACGUCUGCGAACGCGUGGUUCCUCUUUAUCUGGCCCCUGAAGUUCAUCCUGUUCAUCACGGUGCCCGAUAGCCGAUUUAAACGCCUCAGGAACUGGUACCCGGUGACAUUCGUCAUGUGUGUCACCUGGAUAGCUAUUACUUCGUACUUGACGUCAUGGAUGAUGACAGUGGUCGGUGACACUCUGAACAUCUCCGACUCCAUCAUGGGGAUCACUAUUCUCUCGGCGGGGGGCAAUAUGCCGGAACUCGUCACGAUCGUCACCCUCGCUAGACAAGGCCACGGUGAUAUGGCGAUGAGCAACACCUUGGGGGCCAACACUCUGGACAUCCUGAUGUGUCUGGGUCUUCCCUGGCUGAUCAAGUGCAUAAUGUCCGGCCAGGACAUCGAGAUCGUCUCCGGCGCCCUGGCGUACAGCAUCCUCUCCAUCUUGGUCUGCGUGGUUGGAUUUUAUCUCGUAACGGCCUUCUUUAAAUUCAAGAUGAACAAAAAGGUGGGCUUCGCCUGCCUCUUCAUGUACACCACGUUUCUGGUCUUCGCGGUGAUGGUGGAGUCGAACGUCUUCUUCUUCGUCAACCUGCCGAUGUGCGACCGCUGAAGACCUCCUCUUCGAUCAACAGUGAUCCUGAAGAAAGACUCGUUUAUUCGAGGACCUGAUUUAUUUUUCCGUUUUUUAUUCCAGCCUUGAGAGGGCGUUCGUUGAUCUUAACCCUUUAAUUAUGGCGUAACCGGACGUGGAGAUGUAUUUGUACGGAUAGUUAGACCCCAUAGUGCUGAUAUUUUAUAUGAAUACGAUAUUCAUUUGUCGCUUUGAAUACUUGGGAAUGAAGGGGGUGCACUAUAGGGGCGUUUCGUAAUUAAAGGGUUAAUUUCGAGCCCAAUGGUUUCCGUUCGCUCAAAGGAGACGGAAAUGGCGCACUCGUUGGGGCUAAAAAAAGAUGGAGGAAUCGUUGAGAUUGAACCGUGGCAUGCGGCCGCGCUGUAAAUAAUUAAUUCGUGCUCCACUUUUCGCUCGCGGAGUCGCCGAAGGCAUAGCAACUUCUCCGAAAUACUCUAGAAUUCCGUUUAACGUGACUCGGUAGUACUUAGGUUGCUUUACAGAUGAAUCUCCAAAGCAUUCGCUAUUAAAUUGGGGAAAGAGAGUAUCGAGAAAAUGUUCGGCGGGGGUGGUUGUGAAAUAAAGGUUUAAUCGCUGCACAAACGGGGCGUUUUAAGCGGCUUUCAGCCGAAACGGAUGCACUUCGGGGGGUUUCCGGGGGGACAUCCGAAAGAAAGCGAGAGCAAGCAUUGUCUUUAAUUGCAGCGACGAGGAAGCAAUUGUGCGAUCUCGCUGUAAAAAGUGCUCGACAAUGGAGGUGCACUCGCGGCAUCGGAUUCGAAUCUUUCAGCCUGAUUACCACGACUCCGCAAUCCACCAUUCUGUAAAUCCGCGCGCCACUUCCGGUUUUUCCAAGAGAAUGAAAAAUCCCCGAGGAAAAAUUCCGAGUGCAUUUCCGCAUUAAUUUUUUUUCCGACCACGCCGAGGUGUACGAGAUCGAAGUCGCGGAGGAAACGGACCUAAAUAAUUUUCCAGGAAUUUCUCAGACCAAUUUUCCGACAGGAAGAAAAAUUUACGACGCCCUCCGAACACCUGGGGAAUAUUUGCAGACAUUUCGCAUGCGAGAUCUUUAAGUUUGCAGACACUUUAGAGCUUAACCCAAAUCCAAAGUCAGCCUCGCCUGAGGAUAAGUCCGAGAAGGAGGUAAUCCUCGUGCAAACUAUUUUCCUAAAAAAAAAAAAAAAACGAUCCCGUUGUCACUUCUAAACUGAUAAGAUUAACGAGAUGGGGUCACGGUAUUGUUUUAAUUACAUGAUCGAGCUCGAGUUUGCUAUCGAAAAAUUUGAAAUAAAUUUUCGGAGCGUUUCUGGGAAUGGAGAGGACUCUAAUAAUUCCCGAAAAUCGAUACGCCUCACCUCCGGUCGCGAUUGAUACUUUAUUAAACAAUUUGCAAUGAUCACUUAACAUUGUAGAAACAAUCUUACGAUUAAAGUAGAGUGCACCGAAAGAUCACAAACUCCUCUAAAUCGGCCUUAGGCGGAUCCAACGCUAAAGUCACUCGAAUUUCUGGCGAGUUAGCACGUGAAAUUCAUAAUUCGCAGCUUAAACCUCGUUAUAAAGCCGAUGCUCGUUUUUAGCGCUGAGUAUUCGCGGUCCUUAAACUGUAUAAUAACCUGCUUUACGUCUUGGAUAAAGAAAGUAUAACAACCUGGCGUUUUUUCUCGCAAAAUUCCGGUCUCGUGAAUUAGAUACGUGUUAAUCGUGCGUCUCUACGUUGCCGGAAAAUCUGAGAAUUUUUCGUAAUAAAAGGAAGAAAAAGAGUCCGAAAAGGAAUUAAUUAACAGACGUGCACCCGAGGUGUAAUGGAGAGUUAAUUAAAACCGGUAGAAAAGUUAGCUUAUCCUUCGUGCGCAAUUUUAUCCUCGAAUUUGAAGCAAUUGUAUCGCGUUACGGCGUGACUCUGUCACCGUCGUCUUCCAGGCUUAUAAAAAGGCGAAUAUCAUGAUAUCAUUUAGAUUGUAUUUAAUAAGCGACGCUUUAAGAUCGUUUUUCAUUUCGUCGGGGAAGGAUCGCUUCCUCGUUAAAAUUGUUUCCGCUAAAAAAUUCCCAUUUAGUGUCCAGACUCGGUCUGGCCUCGAAUUAAAGUUGAACGAUGGCGUUUUUUAUAUUAUUUAAUUUUCACCCACCCCUGAUAAAAGCCAAUCAUCGCCAACACCUCGGAGACUCAUUGUAUAUAUUAUUGUUUUGUAAUCCAUACCUCUCGAUCAUGGCGCAAUGACAUUUCCCAGAUAGACAAAUUUAUUCUGUAAUAUGCGUACACAUAUCGCAGACAUUUAAUGCAGCGAAUGGUCUGCAAAUUCUUAGUAAAUCGAUUUCCCUCAUAAUGUAAUGAUCACGAAUUUCUAUCUGGGUUCCCAUAAAUUACUCCCGCCAUAAUUAAGUCUUCAGCUCGUUGCAAUAUCACACGUUUAUCGUCCAGGAAAAUGUUUUUAAAAAUCACGAACCUUCGUUUAAGCCCUACUCGACGAUCCUCGGGUCCCCCAAUCGUCGUACAUUACGGUUUAAUUAUCACGAACCUUCUUACAACUCCUACAUGAUAUCAAUGUCGAUCGUGUCCCUUCGAAGGUCGAUCUUCUGCCUUUUGAUUUUCGAAAUUUACACAUCGGGUCGUAACGCUUGCCUCUUCGAGACUUUCGCGCACGCGUGUUAGAUCUACAUUCGUGUAUAUAUAUAUACAUAUCUUGGAUACAUAUAUAUAUUAAUUUUCCCAAGCGUUCCACGCUUCCGCAUUAAACCUCCGAAACGGUAACCGUUGAUAAAAUAUCUUAAACUUUACAAAUAUCUCCUCACCACUUCUCUCUCCCUACGCGAGUUUCAAUUAUCCGAAUAAACCGAACGAACGAAUUGCGCGCACCUUUGCCUAAUACCGCGAGCGAUUUACUAUUUAAUUAUUAUUUAAACGUCGGAUCGAUCGGUCGGGCCGGCCGCGAAAAAUGGCGAAAGACUCCUACGGUUCUUUUUCUUUUUUUUUCUUCCUCGUGUAGCGUCGGCAGUAAGCGUAGUUUCACUCCUCGCGAUUAAUCUCGAGUACCAAAAGACCAACUAAGUAACUACGGAAAAUCCUUCCGACGUUAUUUCCUCGUCCUAGCGUGAUUUAAAAAAAUCCCCCCGGAAAGAGGCCCAUCCACAUAAAAAUAAAUGUAUUUCAAGAAUAUACGUCAAAAGUAUUUUCCCGUAUAUUAUUAAAAUACAUUUAUUUCCACGCGGCCAGAGAGCGCGGCCAUUUUCCCCGGUCGUCAUCCGCGCGUUAUUCAUAACUCGGGAUAUACCUCUCUUGGGGAAAUAAUUCAUUUCGAAUCUAGUAAAAUGGACGAAGUCACCUGUCGGCGCGUUAAUUAACCUCUGAUGCAUCACUUCGGAAGUGUCCGAGAAUGCCAAGAUGGACGACUAGUUCGGGGACGAAAUCCUCCCGGAAGGACUCGAGUACGAAUUAGAUGGACUAAAGUAAUAGAUAAUCGUUAGUCGAAAAACUGACGUAACGGCGUUCGAAGCUUGCAAAAGAUUGAUCAUAUCCCUAAGAACACGUUAAUAAAUAUUAUCUCGGUGACGUAUUGCGGAUGGCAUAGUUAUUACGGAGCGGUCGCGAGCUAAUCUAGGUUCCGAUUAGUUUUAAUGAAGAUUAGUCCUUUCUAUCUAGAAGUGUCGCUUUCGCGAGGCUGCCAUUACGGCCGUAUAGCAAAUUAUAACAUACGUUAGCUCGUCUCUCUCGCUCCUCAGUCGCUCGGUCAUUCGCUCUCAUUAUGUAAAUCGCCGAUCUCGGAAACCGUGCAGAUUUGGCGAAGCUUCAAGUAAGAUAGUUACGUUCGAAUGGCUGGUUUCGAAUCGGCGUGAUAUAUGUAUAAGGCUCCACCCCAGCACAGCCAUAUAACUAAACUGUAACAACAAUGUAACAAACAUGGCGGCCAAAGGAUGGAUUUCGAUCCCUCGUGUCCCAAUUUCGAGCGUCAAUUGCUUUUGCAGAGAAUCGUUAUUUGUUACAUUACUUGCUACUCGGAUGAGUUAUAUAACCGGGAUAUAGUGCACAUGCUGGGGUCAUACUCCGGACGACCCUUAAAUACUUAAUACCUGAAGUACCUCGGGAGAAUAGACCCUCUCUGGCUAUCGUACGGCUAACUAUCUCCUCCGCGAACCUGGGCAAGUAGGAAUCGUUCUCUACGUCUGUAUAUCGUUAUUACUCGAGUUUUGCAUUAAUAGCUUACGCUAGAGUCGCCUAUACGUGAGCACUGGAUGAUUAAAAAUACAUUGGAGGGACAAUGGCGCCCCGACCUUGCGAGACUCCCUAAGAAUUAAGUAAUUCGAAAAAUCUCUCUCCCGCCUCCACCUCCACCUUCCCCUUAUUACCGGCAGCGAGUUUACCUCGAGAUUUCCGGUUUAGCUAUUAGUUGUUAAUCGGUAAUUAUUUAUUAUGGCGAAAUUCCGAACUACGCUCCUCGCCUAGGGCCAAGCACGGACGCGCGGCACUUCAGUGACCCGGAGACUUCGACGCGAGCACAAGCCGUGUCGGUUCGGCCGCCAUCUUGGAUCCCAGCGUUCUUCCGAAAGCCCAGAUGAGCGUUCGAACCGAUUUCUACGGAUUUCCUUCUGUUCGCGCUCCAGUUUGGGUACUAAAAAAUUAUCUCCUAAUUUAUCGGUCGUUCCCGGUGACCCGUAGAGGUCUUCGAUGGAUGGCGAAAGGCGAACGACGCCCGUCGUCGCAGGCUUCGCUCCGAAAUCUGGCGAGGAAGCUGCACUGAUAAAAACUGCCCAUGUAAAUUUACAUACCCAAUUGAUUAUUUCGAUGCCACGAUAAAUUGCAGUAAAGUCGCGUUGUCUCUGUACUCACAUCUAAUUCAAGUGAAAAUGCACUAAUACGGUAAAUAUACACCGUUGCGUGUACGUGUAGAAUUUUUAAUUUUUCCAUUUUACGUUUUUCUAUGUAAAACCUCAGUUAUGAGGUAUGUAAAGAUGUAUGGAAAUACUUUGUUAAUUCAACGAGAAUUUAUUUGACUGGAAUAAUUGUUCAUGGAAUUAACAAAAUAUUUCUUUGAUUGAAUUCUUGUUUUUUCGUUUUCUCGGUAUAAGUAAGAAUCAGCGAACGGAGGGUCUAGAGACGACCCGAUGACUAACGACUCUAUUGUUAAUGACGAAUCGUGCAAGAUAUUUUUCUAUGGCGGUCAUGCACUAUGGUUCCUUUUUUUACACUUCGUUGAGUGUCUUAAUUCCUAGUAGUACUGGAUGCCGAUAUUCGAUUCUUGCUCAAAAAAAGCAAGCAAGCUUCCUCUCGACUAAAUAUUAGUCAAACUCCUCCUCGCCACCCUCUACGGUCGUUUAUACGACACGGAAAUGUAUAAAUAAGCCGUAAGUUUCUAGGAAAUGGACACGGCUAUGUACCCUUAAAGUUUACUCGACUAAGGCGUGCCUAGAUUUUGAUUUGCAUAGAGGAAUCCUGUCCAACCGAAAAAGCCUCUGCCAUCGCAGGUCCUCGCCA